AUGGCCGCAGCGGCGCCGGCCACGCCCACGCCGGUGGCAGUGCCGACGGCUCCCACCCAGUCACCUCCCGAGCCGGCCAUGUCCGCGCCCACCGCCACCCCUGUCACUCCCGCGCCCACCGCCACCCCCGUCGCGCCCGCUAAGCCGCCACCCGCAGUCGCGCCGGUCAAGCCGCCUCCGGUUGUCGCGCCCGUGUCCGCGCCGCCGCCCGUCAUGACGCCUCCUCCCGUGUCACCACCGCCCGUGAAGGCGCCUCCUCCCGUGACGCCACCACCCGUCACCGCGCCUCCGCCCGCAACGACUCCCCCGCCGGCGGCAGCACCGACCGAGGCGCCCGCGGUGCUCCCUCCCAUGGCGACGCCCCCGCCGGUGGCUGAGGCACCCGCCGUGCUGCCUCCGGCCAAGGCUCCAUCCAAGAGCAAGAACAAGCACAAGAGAAACAGGAGUGGCAAGAAGAAGUCGCCCGCCCCCGCGCCGGAGCCGCUCAGGCCGUCGGCAACCUUCGCGCCCGAGCCCACCACCGUGGAGGACGUCUCCGGCCCCGCACCAUCUGCCAACGAUUUGAGCGGGAGCGGCCGGCAGUACGGGCGUUGGGGGAUCGUCGUGCAGACCGCCGCCAUGGCCGCUCUGCUGGUGUCGCUAGCGUGGUGA
Messenger RNA from Hordeum vulgare subsp. vulgare (domesticated barley), 651 nucleotides. Its product is annotated as lysine-rich arabinogalactan protein 19-like. The transcript has 2 exons. The record is from RefSeq and is a predicted model, not a curated record. NCBI's taxonomy places the organism in Eukaryota, Viridiplantae, Streptophyta, Magnoliopsida, Poales, Poaceae. Bases 1 to 651 code for a protein of 216 amino acids.